AUGGGCAACAGCGAAUAUCCCAAGGAUAAAGCCACAGUGAUGCUUGAAGAGUCCCUUCGGAGUCCGAAGGCUUUGCUCUUUCGAAUGCUGACCUUCAUGUUGGCCAGUGGCGAGGUGGAGGUCAGUUCCCACGGCAGCCCCAAGGCUGGCGAGGAGCGUGACAAGAGAUGGCGAGAAGAGUUCCUGAAGAAGAACUCCCAGAGGUUCCAGGAAGUCUACCGCAAGGGCCGGAAGCUGGGCGAAGGAAGUUUUGGAGCGGUCUACGAAGUGGCUCAUCGCUCCAACGACACCAGUAUCCGCGUGUGCAAGGUCAUCCAGAAGUCCAGCGCGGACAAGGCCAAGACGUCCCACCAACGUGUGCGCGAGGAGUUUGCCGUGCUGAAACGCCUUGACCAUCCACAUGUGGUGCGAAUCUUUGAGGAUUUCGAGGAUGAGCAGCAGCUGGACGAAAAUCAUUUCGGGUUGGUCCGAAGAUUUAGGAUCAUUCGGGCAAGCCUUUCCAAGGUGCUUCUAUUUGAUUAUGGAACCAUGUCGUGGAGGGGAUUUGCUGGAGCCGACCGCGUGGGCCGUUUGUGCGGUGUGGGUGGUUUGGACGUAUUUUUUCGUUUCGUGGAUGUGUCUCCAAGUUGUCAACAAGUCGCGGGGAGCAAGGAUGGCGCAAUAGUUCUGGAGCUUGAAAGGAGAUUCAUUCGCUACAUUUUGACCUUUGCUGACUCCAUCUUGCAGAUUUUGAACACUGGCCUGGGCUUUAUCGGGCGGCCCGGGGCGCCCAAUGCGAUUCGCACGCCCAAGGGUCAGGAGACAGUGGCCCGGGAUGGCCCCAUGGAGACUGUGGCCGCGCCACAGCUGGACUAUACCGAAUCAGCGGAGCUGGAUAAUUGGCUCUCGACUCUUCCCAGCUGGUUCUGGCGCGGCGUCAUCCUGGUGCUGUGCAUGCUCUGGGCCACCAACUUCGCUGUGAUCAAGGACAUCACUGCGCAGCCAGGGGUCAGCACGCAGAUGUAUGCAGUGUCUCGUUUCACGGUUGCUGCGGGGGUGCUGCUACCAUGGAUCCGUAGCAUCUCUUCGCAGAAGGUCUUUUUGCGAGCUGUCGAAUGUGGCAGCUGGGUGGCCUUUGGCUACAUUGGGCAGGCAAUUGGCUUGAUGACCACCACCGCAUCCAAGUCCUGCUUUAUUUGCUCGUUGAACGUGGUCUUUGUGGCGAUGAUUGUUGGGAUCACCAAGCGCAAGUUCGACCCACAAACCCUGGCAGCAGCGGUGCUGGCAGUGGCUGGCGUUGGCUUCUUGGAGUUGGCGGGAUCCCAGCAGUUUGUGAUAGGUGAUCUGAUCUCCCUAGCGCAGCCCAUUGGCUUCGGCAUGGGAUACAUCCGACUUGAAGAGAUCAUGGCCGAAUCCCCCAAGGAUGCUUUGCCAGUCACAGCAGUGAAGCUGACCAUGGUGGCUUUAGCCAGCUGGGCCUACUUCGCGGUGACCGCCGGGACGGUGGACCUGGAACCCGUGCUCUCCAACAGCGUGGCGCUGACGGGAGUCCUCUACACCGGACUGGUGACCACAGCACUGGCCUUGUUGGUGGAGUCUGUGGCCUUUCGCUUCGUGGAUGCAGCCUCUGCUUCGGUGAUCUUCACCACCGAGCCCCUCUGGGCCGCAAUCUUCGCGGUUUGGCUCAUCAACGAACCCUUCUCCUCGGUUGAUGCUGUCGGCCCGGAAGCUGAGCCAUGGGGGAUGGAUGGGGGCCAUGGGGGAUGGAUGGGCUAA
Cladocopium goreaui is the source of this 1755-nucleotide messenger RNA. NCBI's taxonomy places the organism in Eukaryota, Dinophyceae, Suessiales, Symbiodiniaceae. The record is from the annotation of a GenBank genome assembly.